Molecule: messenger RNA, 900 nt
Organism: Grosmannia clavigera kw1407
Lineage: Eukaryota; Fungi; Ascomycota; Sordariomycetes; Ophiostomatales; Ophiostomataceae
Product: beta-glucanase
Exons: 3
Coding region: 1-900 (299 amino acids)
Biological process (GO): carbohydrate metabolic process
Molecular function (GO): cellulase activity
Source: RefSeq, a predicted model, not a curated record
AUGAAGUUCGCUAUUCUCGCUCUGGCCACUGUGGUCUCUGCCAAGUUCCGCGCUACAACGACGCGCUACUACGACGGCCUUAAAGGUGCCUGCGGUUGCGGUACCGAUUCUGCUGGAGUCGCUUCAUGGCAGCUCGGCACUAGCGAUGGUGUCUACACCGCCGCCGGCUCGCAGGCCCUCUUCGACUCGAACGCCAGUUCCUGGUGUGGUGGUGGCUGCGGCAAGUGCUACAACCUGACGUCUACGGGCGAGCAGGCCUGCAGCUCCUGCGGCGCGGGAGAGACGACCGGCAAGAGCAUCAUCGUGAUGGUGUCCAACCUGUGCCCGUACAACGGCAACGAGAAGUGGUGCCCCAACGUCGGCGCGACCAACAACUACGGUUUCUCCUACCACUUCGACAUCAUGGCCCAGAGCGAGGUCUUUGGCGACAACGCGGUCGUCGAGUUCGAGCCCGUCGCAUGCCCCGGUGCUGCAGCAUCCGACUUUGAGACGUGCCAGUGCCACGGCGUGCUGGAGACCGACGAGACUCCGCUCGGCAUGACCAUCGGCUCGUCUGCCGGCACGACUGCUGCUGCCGGCACGACUGCUGCUGCCACUACCAAGUCCAGCAGCUCUGCCAGCCAGUCUUCUGCGCAGACCUCUGUCCACACGACCCUCACAACUGCCCUGGUAGUCCCGGCAUCGGCCUCGAAGCCGGUUACCAAGUCCGUCUCGAAGUCGACAUCUGCUUCCUCGGCUGCCGUCAAGGCCUCCACGGUUCCCCACAAGCCUGAGGUGGCUACCGCCUCUGCCGAAGCCGUGAAUGCGGCCGGCGCUGCAACGACGGCUAAUGUUUUCGGUGCGACCACUGCCUCGAGCUGUGCAGCAGCCCACACCUACACCCAGACCGUCUGGGUCUAA